AUGUCCGGCGUGCGGAGGCUCCUGCGGGCCCGGGUGUCGGAGGCGGCGGGGGCGGCGUGCCGGCGGUGGGGGCGGCUGUGCGCGGCGGCGGCGGCGGCGGCGGGCGGGGCGCUGGUCGGCCUCCUCCUGUCCUACCGCCCGCACGGACCCCCGCGCCCCCCGGACUCCCGCGCCCGCCGCCCCGGACUGCUGCCCCCUGCCGGCCGGGGGCUGCUGCACAGCCCCGUGGCGGCCGCGGCCGAGGAGACGGGGUCUGUGGACAGAGCAGUUCCUGAAGAUCUAGACCUCUAUGCCACAUCUCGAGAGCGGCGGUUCCGUUUAUUUGCAUCUCUAGAGUUUGAAGGCCAGUUAUUUAUGACACCAUAUGACUUCAUUCAAGCCGUAACGACUGAUGAGCCCAAACGAGCUAAACAGUGGCGAUCUCUUUCAAAACAAGAAUUAAAUCGAAUGCUUAUUGAAACACCACCAGCUUGGAAAGGAUCCUCCAAACUUUUUCGUAACCUUAAAGAGAGAGGAGUCAUUUCUUAUACAGAAUACCUAUUUCUUUUAUGUAUUUUAACAAAGCCUCAUGCAGGUUUUAAAAUAGCUUUCAACAUGUUCGAUACCGAUGGCAAUGAAAUGGUGGACAAAAAGGAGUUUUUGGUGCUUCAAGAGAUAUUUAGGAAGAAAAAUGAGAAGAGAGAGACAAAAGGAGAUGAGGAAAAAAGGGCAAAGCUGCGUCUUCAGCUUUACGGAUACCGCGCUCCUCCCGAGAGUGUCCUUAAAACGGAUGUUGGGGAACUGGUCUCCAGAAGCUACUGGGACACUCUGAGACGUAAUACAAGUCAAGCCCUCUUUUCGGACCUGGCAGAGAGAACUGAUGACAUCACAAGUUUGGUAUCGGACACUACUCUCCUUGUGCACUUCUUUGGGAAGAAAGGAAAAGCAGAGCUCAACUUUGAGGAUUUUUAUCGGUUCAUGGAUAACCUCCAAACCGAAGUCCUGGAAAUCGAGUUUCUUUCCUACUCCAGAGGGAUGAAUACCAUCAGUGAGGAAGACUUUGCUCAUAUUCUUUUGAGAUAUACAAAUGUGGAAAAUACAUCCAUAUUCUUGGAAAAUGUGCGCCACAGUAUGCACGAAGAAAAGGGUAUCACAUUUGAUGAAUUCAGAUCAUUUUUCCAGUUUUUGAAUAACUUAGAAGACUUUGCAAUUGCGAUGAACAUGUAUAACUUUGCGAGUCGUUCUAUAGGGCAAGAUGAGUUCAAAAGAGCAGUCUACGUGGCUACAGGUCUAAAGCUAUCGCAUCACUUGGUGAAUACCAUCUUCAAGAUUUUUGAUGUUGACAAAGAUGAUCAGUUGAGUUACAAGGAAUUUAUCGGUAUUAUGAAAGACCGACUCCAUCGUGGCUUUCGGGGCUACAAAACUGUUCAGCGAUAUACCACUUUCAAAGCCUGCCUGAAGAAGGAGCUCCAGACCAGAUAAGAACUUCCAAAGCAUGGCUUGCUGGGUUUCUUGGUGUGUGUAACCCUUCCAACAAGCAACCACUUCAGAGAACUUAGGGAGCAGUUUCAAACCAAGAACACGAUGAGUUCAAACAGAAUAACUGAAAUGGCAGUAGAAAUGUUUUCCUGACUACUAAAAAUUCCUCUCAAACUAUAUAUGUAUGAAAGGCGACUAUUACACAGAGAAAACUGUAUCUUCACCUCGUUGCAGAAACAUUCUAGUCCCUCAGCUUGAACUCGUGGCCUGGAGUUGUAAACUGACUGCCGACCCACUCUUCCCAUUCCUUCUGGAGUACGGAGUUCUUUGAGCGGCGUACUUCCUCUUGGUAUCUAUUUUAAUCAUGUUCAAUAAUGUGUAUAAGGCAUCUGUUAUUUUUAUUUAUUAGAAAUUUGCCUCAUUUUCAAAUUAUUUGGGCUUCGUGGUCAAAUGCCGUUUGUAGUGGGGAAAAAAUGCCUUUAUUUGUUUUUCAAUACAAACUUGAUGUCUGAAGACAGAUAUCAUUGGAAGUUUUGCCUGAGGCAGAGGUAAUAGCACUUACUUAAAGACUAUAUGAAUGUACUUAUGUUGCCACAAUGUUUGACCACUUGUGGAUAAUAAAGAAGGAGCAGUGACUGUGAGACUACGAUGUUGUUUAGGAAGAGAUACGUGCUGGAAGCUUCUCACCUGUCAUUCACGUGAAGGAUUUUUCUUAUUUAUUGUAGUUCCUAAUAGCUGCAGUAUGUAAGGUGUUAUGUUUUGUCCCAGAUAUGAGAUGACACAUGUCCCAGCCUGCGUGUCAUUCUAAUCAGAAAAUGUUGAAGGAGUCUCUUUGACACAAUACCGUUUCUAUAUAAAACUGUGGGUACUUCAUCCUUGUUCACUACUUUAGAAGUAGAUGAUGGCAAAGGUUCAGGAAUUCAUGAGGCAAAGUUUGAGUGGAUCUAGGUUUCUUUGUGACCUAGGGUGGACGUGGGAAAGGACAGAGCAGAGGAAUAAUUAAUCCAGCAAGAUGCCUGUCCAUCUGCCUGUCCAUCUGCCUGUCCAUCUGCCUACCUGCCUGCUCACAUGCCUCCUGCCCGCUGCCUGCCAGCCUGCUUGCCUACCUGCCUACGAGCUAGAAUCUAGAAGAAUCUAGAUCCAGGUUAUUGUAUGCUGACUUUUCUCAAUCUAAAAGUUUUUAGUAGACUUAACUCGUGUUGUCGUUGCUCUAGAUUUCCAGCUACACCUGUAGCUGUUAUCCAUGGGAAUUAGCAGAAAAAUCUCAUUAUUCGUCCGCCUAGCAAUUAAGAAUCAAAAAUGAGCCGCCCAGUUCCCCCCUCGUCGUCUCCCACCUCCUCCGUCCCCUUCCCCUCGUGAGGACGUACAGAGUUCCGGAGGGAAGGGAAGGGGGCAGAGGGGAAGGGAGGAGAGAAGGGGGAGAGGGCAGCCGGUCCGGUCUCAUCUGUCCGGGGUGACUGGUCUCCCCAGCCGGCCUCACACUGCCACCUCCUCCCAGUCCUCUCCGGGCCUCGUCUGGUCAGGGAGACUGAGGCAGUGGGGCCCAGCACAUCCCUGGCCUGGCAGGUAGGGCUGUGGCGACGAUGCCGAGCUAGCGCCAGCACUCUCCCGGGACCAGGAGUGGGGGCGGGAGGCCACGGCUGCCCUGCCCACCCUCCCCUGCCCUGGAGCACCGGGGAGGUCCCGACACCCCAAGAGUCGUGCACGUGCUGGAGCUCCGGCAGUUCGGGAAAGGAGCCUGGGUCCUGGUCGGAGAGAGAGCCCCGUCAGCCCAGUGCCGGGGGUGUGAUGAGUAUUUAGAGCAGAUUCAACUCUUCCUGAGAAGAAACACCACAGACCGACACAGACCGAUAGAUCAGAUGCGGCUGCAACCAUCAAAAGCCUCCUCGCUUAAUAUACUACUACGGUACUGCACUAAAAUAGUAUGCGUCACACUGGGUUUUUGUAGGAAGUCUUGCUGGAGACUUUGGCAUGAAAUUUAUGCAUAAAAUUACUUUGCAGAAUUUCUCCCGGCAAACUAUUUUUGAUUUCUCAAGAUACCAAUUUUUUUAUUAUUUCUCUGAAAACGGACUAGUAAGAAAAACAUGUAGCUUGCAUUGCAUUCUUGUUUUCUCCUAUUAAAUGCACUUGCACUUGA
Molecule: messenger RNA, 3595 nt
Organism: Ornithorhynchus anatinus (platypus)
Lineage: Eukaryota; Metazoa; Chordata; Mammalia; Monotremata; Ornithorhynchidae
Gene: MICU3
Product: mitochondrial calcium uptake family member 3
Exons: 16
Coding region: 1-1461 (486 amino acids)
Biological process (GO): mitochondrial calcium ion homeostasis; calcium import into the mitochondrion
Cellular component (GO): uniplex complex
Molecular function (GO): calcium ion binding
Source: RefSeq, a predicted model, not a curated record